Vitrella brassicaformis is the source of this 1253-nucleotide messenger RNA. The record is from the annotation of a GenBank genome assembly. Lineage: Eukaryota; Vitrellaceae.
CUGACAUCUAUUGAUUGAAAGCAUGAUCGAUAUGUAUGGGCCGCAGGCAGUGUCAUGUCAAUCAAAACUGACGACGCAUCGCUGGCUGGCUGGCUGCAUCAUGUGCACAAGAGAACCAUCUUUCCCUGCAGUCCUGGCUUGACGCUGUCUGUCCUUGAGCUGAUGCGCAGAAGGACGAAUGCCGCCAAGUUGUACACCACAUAUCACGGCCGGCUGUCUCAUAUCCAUUCUCAAGUAGCAUACAGAUACAAGUAAGAGGGCUCAUCACAUCCAUCCAUCCAGAAAGUAUCUAUCGACUGACCGACGCUAAAUAAAAGCAACAGCGUCCUACAUGUCAGUCAGAGCCCAAACCACCCACCCGCACCCACGCAUCGAUCGCAUCCACCUACCCUACCCCACCCGCCCCAUCAUCAUCAUAUCCUUGAGACGGUGUCGAUGAUUUGCGGUUCUUCUUCCUCUUCCUCCUCCUCUUCCUCUUCUUCUUCCUCCUCCUAUCACACACACACACACAAAACAUGCGGAUUUCUAUCCAGCUGUCUGUCUGUCGCCUCGCUCAUCCCUCGUGUCCGUCCGCUGAGCUCACCUCUGCCUCCUCCCCCUCGGGCAGCAGCUGGAACUCAAAGUCGUUGAUGAACCUGGCGUACUCGGCCACCCCUUCGAGCUCAGCCAGCGUGUCCUCGAGGCUCAUGGCCUUGAACUCCGCCAGCGGCUGGUCGGAAAUCGACUUGGCCAUGUCCUCGAAGUUCUCCAUCCGCUUGUUGAGCUCGGGCAGCUGCUCGAGCACCGGGCUCUUCUCCACCUCUCGGUCGUCGGCCUCCUGCGCCCUGAACCAAAUCUCCUUGUUGAGCACGUGGAACGGCGUGAUGAUGGCGAUGCACAAGGGCAGGAACUUGGCUGUGUCGUACUGCGCCUCAGCCAGCGGCUUGACCAGGUCGUCCAGAGGGCCGGGGAGGGUGUACCGCACCUCGGGGAAGAAGGCACCCGAUGCAUGGGCCAUCUCGGGCAUCAGCAAAGGGACAGCCGCGACAGACGCCGCCAGCAGGACCUUCUGCAGGUUGGUCAGGCCAGUGGCCGGCUGUGCCGCCAUCUUGACUGUUGAUCUGUGCCUGGAUCUGAGGGCAUUGGGAGCUCGGAGGGAGGGGGGAGUGAAGGCAGCGAUAGAUGCCAGCUCGCUAAGGGCCAGAAGGGCCACUAAGCAGAUGGCUGCUGCUCUUACGUCCUUCAUUUGCAGACAACGACCGCAGAUCUCUGCG